GAGUCUUUUACGCUAGUGGCCUAUAUACGUUUUACUCGUGUGUGCAGAACUCACGAGAGCAUGUGCGAAUUUGUGGAUGAAAAUCAAUAGUCCGAGUUGCGUGUCGCUGUCGAUGAUGUUUUGGCUUGAAGAGGCAUGUUUUGUUAUUGUAUUCGAGAUAUGUCGUUAACGGUGCCGCAGGCUCUGCUGCAGUAACGAUCAGCAGCUAUCCUUGUUUUGUUUUUCAGGCGUGCGUCUACGUCAGUUGCCACGACAAUUACGUAGCCCGCAACUCCCUGAAAAUACAAUGGAGGAGUAUACGAAGGCGACGAUUCAAAAGAAGGAGACCAACUGCAUCAUCUUCAAUAUCGAGUACUCGACGAUCAAGGAGAGUACGUGCAUGGAGUAUCGCUCACCCUCCUUCGAGUUCAAAGAGCAUCCCAAAGAAGAAUGUUAUAUAAGUUUUGUGUCUGUGUUCUCAAAGGACAAAGGUCCUUCCUCGCAAAAAGUGGCUGGCAUGACAUUACAUUUCUCAGACAAAAGAUUGAACGAAGAAGUUUGCACUUACCAAGUGGUUGCCAGUGUACUAAAUAGGCCAGAGUUUGGCAUACAUGCAUUUCAAAGUCAUAAAUAUGGCAUCAACGAGUUGAGGCAUUGGAAAUUUUUCAGUACCAACGAACUGUUGAAAGUGGUCAACAAGAGUGGAAUUGUGCAAAUUUGUUUUGACGUAACACGCUUUUGUAGUGGAGAAUUGGUGACUAUUGAGUCAACGUUUGUUCCUCAAAAUGAUGAAAAUAUGAUGAAGUUGUACUCUUUUGCAAAGAAUGGGGAGUACACUGAUAUUGUGCUAAAAGUAGGUGAUCAAGAAAUCAAAGCUCAUAAAAAUAUAUUGGCUGCUCGUAGUAAGGUAUUUGAUGCUAUGUUUAAAAGUAAUAUGCAAGAGGAACAGACUGGUGUGAUAAAUGUUGUAGAGUUUGAAGCUCCUGUGAUUAAAGAAAUGUUGUACUUUAUGUAUACAAACCAUGUUGAAGAUUUAUCACAAAUGGUGCUAAAACUGUAUGAAGCUGCUAAUUUUUAUAAUUUAAUAGAUUUAGAAACAUUGUGCAAGCAUUAUAUGAUAUCCAAUAUUACUGUUGAAAAUGUUACUGCAAUAUCGGAAUUGGCGGAUAAAUAUAAUUUAAAAAAUGUACAAGGAACUGUUAAUAGAUUUAUCAAGAGUAACGAAGCUCAAGUUCUCAAAAAUCAAGAGUAUCUUACUUAUUUGGUCAGUAAUAUAAGUAUCAAAAACAUUGCAAAAUAUUUAACUUUAGCAGAAAAAUACAAAUUAAAAGAGUUUAAAAAAACUCUUAAAGAAUUUGUGAGAGAUAAUAUUAAAGAUGUGAUCAAAGAUUCUAAAUACAGAUAUCUGUAUACUACAAAUAUGAAUUUAAUUCUAGAAAUUGACGAAUACAUUGCAGACCACUAUGAAAAUAACAAAUAAACUAAUCCAUAAUUUACAUCAUAAAAUAUUCCUUUUGAAAUGAUGGAUCUGUGUUUGAAUUUACUUUCAAAAG
This is a messenger RNA of Trichogramma pretiosum, 1532 nucleotides long. Its product is annotated as TD and POZ domain-containing protein 5-like. Gene Ontology annotation, molecular function: ubiquitin protein ligase binding. The transcript has 2 exons. The coding region runs from base 287 to 1459 and encodes 390 amino acids. The record is from RefSeq and is a predicted model, not a curated record. Gene Ontology annotation, cellular component: cytoplasm. Gene Ontology annotation, biological process: proteasome-mediated ubiquitin-dependent protein catabolic process; regulation of proteolysis. Lineage: Eukaryota; Metazoa; Arthropoda; Insecta; Hymenoptera; Trichogrammatidae.